AUGUACGCGCUGCGCUCUCUUCUGCUUCUGCUGUUGCCCCUCUGUCCCGGUCCGGGUCCUGGACCCGGUAUCGAGGCAAAGGUCACCCGGAGUUGCACUGAGACCCGGCAGAUUCUGGGGGCCCGGGGAUAUAGCUUAAGCGUACUCCCUCCCGCCCUGAUCUCAGGUGAACACCUCCGGAUUUGUCCCCAGGAGUACACUUGCUGUUCCAGUGAGAUAGAGCAGAGGCUGACCUGGGAAACUGAGGCCACCUUCCGAGGCCUGGUGGAGGAGAAUGGUUCCUUCUUGGUUCACACACUGGCUGCCCGACACAGAAAAUUCGAUGAGGUUUUUCGGGAGAUGCUCUCCUCAGGUGAGCACUCCCUGUCCAUGCUUUUCCACCGCUCCUUCGGCCGCCUGUAUGCCCAGCACACCCCCUUGUUCAGUGGUCUGUUCUCUCGGCUACGGGACUACUAUGAGAGGUCCGGUGAGGGGUUAGAUGAUGCCUUGGUGGAUUUCUGGGCUCAGCUCCUGGAGAAAAUGUUCCCCCUGCUGCACCCACAGUACAUCUUCUCCCCCGACUACCUGUUCUGCCUCACACGCCUGGCCUCUUCUGCUGAUGACUCUCUGAAGCCUUUUGGGGACUCACCCCGCCGCCUCCGCCUGCAGAUAACCCGGGCCCUGGUGGCUGCCCGGGCCUUUGUCCAAGGCCUGGAGACUGGAAGAAAUGUGGUCAGCGAAACACUUAAGAUGCCGCUGUCCGAAGGCUGCAAGCGGGCCGUGAUGCGUCUGACGGGCUGCCCCCUUUGCCGGGGGGUCCCCUCGCUGCCACCCUGCCGGGGGUUCUGCCUCAACGUGGCCUAUGGCUGUAUCGGCAGCCAAGGACUGGAUCCUGACUGGGGGCCCUAUCUGGAUGGCCUCCUGUUCCUGGCCGACAAGAUCCAAGGCCCCUUUUCUUUUGAGCUCGCGGCCCAGUCCAUCGGGGUGAAGAUCUCAGAAGGCUUGAUGCAUUUGCAGGAAAACAGUGUAGGGGUGUCAGCCCAGGUAUUCCAGGAAUGCGGGAGCCCCCAGCCAGCGCGGACUCGCGCCCGCCGUGCCCCAGCCCCGAGGGAGGACGUGGGUCGCUUCUGGUCCGCGGCGGCGGCGGCGGCGGAGGAGGAGCGGCCGACGACUGCUGCGGGCUCCAGCCUGCCCCGGCUGGUGUGGGAGCUCCGCGAGCGUCUGGGCCGGGUGAGGGGCAUCUGGGCCGGACUGCCCCAGACUGUGUGCGGGGACCCCCGCGUGGCGGCGGACCUCUCGCAGGAGGCGGCGCCUUGCUGGACCGGAGCUGGACCGGGCCGGUACUUGUCGCCCGUGGUCGGCUCCCAGGCCGGGCAGCUCGACAACCCAGAGCUGGAUGCAGAAGCUUCAAGCCCCGACCUCCAGACGCGGAGGCGGCGGCUGCAGCUCCGGGCCGCCACCACCAGGAUGAAAGCGGCCGCCCUGGGACGCGACCUGGAGCUGGAGGACUGGGAGGACGCUAGCGGCUCUGGAGAGGGACAACACUAUGCAGAUGACUGGAUGGCUGGCGCAGCAGCUGUGGCCCCCCCAGCGCGAGCUCCUCGCCCUCCUCGAAGGGAAGGUGCUGGGAGCAAAGGAGGUGUCAUUAUCCGCCACAGCCAGGACCGGAGCAGGACUGGAGGGACAUCUGUUGGUUUUCACACACAACCCCUCCUCAUUCUCUUCCUCUUAGCGCUAGCCCUGCUUGGACCUCGAUAA
This is a messenger RNA of Rangifer tarandus platyrhynchus (Svalbard reindeer), 1737 nucleotides long. The record is from the annotation of a GenBank genome assembly. Lineage: Eukaryota; Metazoa; Chordata; Mammalia; Artiodactyla; Cervidae.